GCUUGACUGAGGAAGAGUCCACUCACGAUGAGUUCGGCUCCUCAGUCGUCUACGUGCCCUGCAUGACCAGCAUCUCUGCACAAACUGCGGCGCAAUUAAGCGAGGCCCCCGUGCGGCUGAAGCUGCUGAUCACGGAGGGCAGCUUUGUUGCAGAUGCCGAGGCCCGCGAGGUUCUGAAGCAGAGAGUCCGCGCGCUGCGCCCGGCAAAGACGGUGCUGGUCGGGGCCCAGAGCUCCGCACAGAUGGACCAGGUUUACAAGGAGCUCCAAGAGGAGGGCUUGGAUGUCAGCUGCGCAUACACGGGACUGCUUGCCGCAGCAGCCGAUCCCGCGCGCAAUGCUCAUACCUUGUCGGAUGUUGGAAACUUGCCGAAGUUGGCCUCUGGGAAGAAGGCCAUCUACUUGCCGCACGUUGCGGGUGUCGACGUUGGUGGCAUUUUGCGGCUCACGGAGGCAGUACCGGGCCUCGAGCUCUUGAUCGCCAAGCCAGGCUCGGAUCCGAAGACCUGGGAGAUCCUGAAGCAGGUCAUUGGCACACUCCGGCCGAGGAAAACUGUGCUCCUGGGCGUCAAGAAGUCGGAUCAGAUGGAUGAGGACUUUCGUGAGCUGGCGGCCCAGGGCUUGGACGUAUGCGUUGCAGAUGGAGGACCCUGCCAGCCAUCUCUUCCUGACAACUUCGGCGAAGACUCAGCUCCAGUGGCGCAAUGGGACGCUGGGAAGGGUGCCUCUGAACGUCGGGCCAGCGUCCUUUCGGCGUUGCGCGACUUUCCAAGACAGCUUUCGACGGACAUGCCGCGACAACUCUCGCUCGAGGACGGGCCCUGGCUGGCGUCGAGUCAAGGGCCCUGGCUGACGUCGAGUCACACCAGCUUGAUGUCUGCAAUCAGGAUGAGCUAUCUCCUGACCCUGAUUGAUGCGGUGAAGUCCGAGAUGGCCCCCUCCACAGGGGUGGGCGCUCAUUGGAAGGCGCUUCUGCUGCUGUCCGUGCCGGUGACAGGCUGCCUGACGGGCUUCGGCGUGCAGCUCGCUCGCUCUCGCAGCAGUUUCUCCCUGUACCUCCCGCUCGCGCUGUCGGCUGCCAUCCUCCUCGCCGGGCUGCUGGCACGGCUCGCGCUGGGGUUUGGGCGCACUGAGUUUCGGAAGCUGGCCUCGCGCAAAUACCUUUGGUGCGUUGGUCCAGCAAUCUUUGUGGCAGUGAGAUAUGGCCUUCAGAACCUAGCGGUCUCGAUGAUGAGCUCCUCCCUCUUCUUCAUCAUCAUGCGAAUGACUUUGAUUUGGGUCGCGCUCUUUGAGGCCCUGAUGCUCCGGCAGCUGCCCGGGAAGUUGCAGACGGUGACCCUGAUGGCCAUUCUCCUGUCGUGUAUCAGCUCCACCGUCCAAGCCCUUGAGGAGGAGGACACCGAGGCAAGCGGCUCGAUGCUGGCAAUUGCGUUGGCUGUUGCCUGUGGCUUCUCAGAUGCCGUGUGCGACACCUGCUACGCCAUGUUGGAGAGGAACUUCGCGCGUGAGCUCCUGGGCCGGGAGAAGAGUGCGGAGCUGUGCCGCAUUAUGGUCAUGCUGCAGGCCUUCAGCCUGCCAUGCUAUGUCCUCAUGCUGGUCUGGUUUGAUUCGGACGAUGCCUUUUCUGGCUUCGACAUGACGACCUUCGCGCUCACCGUGGUGCCAGUGGCGCUGAAGGUACCCUUAUUCCAG
Molecule: messenger RNA, 1691 nt
Organism: Symbiodinium natans
Lineage: Eukaryota; Dinophyceae; Suessiales; Symbiodiniaceae
Source: the annotation of a GenBank genome assembly